Thlaspi arvense is the source of this 2676-nucleotide messenger RNA. Lineage: Eukaryota; Viridiplantae; Streptophyta; Magnoliopsida; Brassicales; Brassicaceae. The record is from the annotation of a GenBank genome assembly.
AUGUACAUGCUUAAAGGGACGUUAGAGAAAUGCAGUGGUGAUGAGUCCGACAAAACAAGUACUGUGCCACGUGGCCUAUCCCUUGACAUACACGUAGCUCACUUCACUUGUAUACCCCCCAUAGAAAUGCGAAACUCAUUUCUCGACUUCAUUUAUUUCCUAGAAUCGAGCUCCAGGUCGCCGGAGAACUUUCGCCGUCACCCGAGGUCUGUUGUCUUUUCUUUCUUUUGUUCCACUCUUCGGUUAGUUUCCGUUCUUUCGUGUUUGAGGGACUGUUUUUAUCUUCAAUGGAAGUGUACUGAAUCAGACUCGGACGCUGUUUCGAGGUUUGAGAGCGGAGUUGGUCAGACAUCUGAAACCCUAGCUGCUGCUGGCACCCUACUAGUGAAGCUAGCUGGGGUUGAGCGAAAAUGCUGCGUCUCUUCAGGUAAUGAAAAGAGUAACAGAGUUUCUCAUCUGAAGAAGGGAACAGAUUCUGUAGAUGCGACCCGAGAUUUAGACAUGGCGCUUAACGGAAGUGAGUCUGAGAACGAUUCUGACGCGGAAUCUGAGGGUUUUCGCGGCAAGAGAGAUUUUGAUGGCCCAAGAAAGCGAAAACCAAAACAUGAGAAUCUGGGAGGUGCGGUAUCAGCUGGUUCAGCUUCAGCUAAUGAGAAUCUGAAGCUCUCUGGCUCAGAUUUGGUUUGGGGUAGAGUAAGAAGCUAUCCAUGGUGGCCUGGACAGUUGUUUGACGCAUCUUCUGCGUCGAAAACCGCGAUGAAGCACUUCAAGAAAGGAAAAUCUUUGGUUGCGUAUUUUGGGGAUCGCAGCUUCGCUUGGAAUGAUGCAUCCAGGAUUAAGCCUUUUCAUGAGCAUUUCUCACAGAUGGAGAAGCAGAGUUACUCGCCAGUGUUUCGUCAUGCUGUUGAUUGUGCUUUGGAAGAGGUUUCGAGGAGAGUAGAGUUUGGUUUGUCUUGCGUUUGCGUCUCAGAGGAUGCCUAUAGCAAACUCGAGACACAGAACAUAAACAAUCCUGGGAUUCGAGAGCACGCUCGUGUGAGAGAUGUUGGAGACAAGCUAUCGAGUGUUUUAUCUUUCGAGCCUGCAAAACUUUUGGAGUAUGUGAAGCAAUUAGCUUGCCUUGCGAGAUACGAAGAGACUGAUAAGCUGCAGUUUGUGAUUCACCGAGCUCAGUUAUUGGCUUCUCAACAGUGGACAAGCUAUCUUAUCUUUCCCAAAUAUGAAACAUUUACAAGGUCGGUAGAAUCCGCAGCGCCCUUAGCUUCUCUCCUUGAACCAAAUACGAAUGAAGAAGAGUCUCCCAAGAGGAGAAAGACUGAUAUCAAAGAUCACGCUGAGCACAAGCAAAGGCUUGGUUUUGAGGAUGCAACUGAUGAAAAGAGGAAAGACAAGGCUUUGUCCGAUAUUGUUGCAAACAAAGUCUUUGGGAGCGGGUCAAUUGUGAAAUUGGAUGGGAAGUCUAAGGUCGAGUCUGAGAAGAGAGAGGAGUCAGCAUCCAAAAACUCUGAUGAGGAAAACAAUUUGUCAGUGGGUAAUAAAGUGCAGAAGGUAUGUUUUAGGAUUGGAGCUUUCCCUUUGAGAAUGGAAAGCGAGAUGGUUUCCUUAACUUCUACACUAAAAGUGGAUGGGAAGUCGUAUUCCGGCAAGAAGCUUAAGGUCGAGUCUGAGAAAAAAGAGGAGCCAGCAUCCAAAAACUCUGAUGAGGAAAACAAUUUCUCAGUGGGUAAUAAAGUGGAGAAGGUAUGUUUUGGGAUUGGAGCUUUCCCUUUCAGAAUGGAAAGCGAGAUGGUUUCUUUAACUUCUACACCAAAAGUGCAAGUUGAGAACAAGAAGAGGAAGAAGCCCGAGCAGGAAGAGCUUUCCCGAAAAGAGACGUCUUCUCGUGAUGAGAUGAUCUCGAGCCUUCACUCUGCCAAAACAGGAAAGGGGAUACCCGGAUCAUUCAGCAUACACUCGAAUUAUGAAGAUUUUGAAGAGUUCAUCAAGGAAAUAUCUUACAGUGAUCUCAAUCACGACUCCAAGAAGGUAAGUAUCACUGAGACAUCAGAAACUUGGAAUGUGAAAGACCCUUCAGAAGAGCAGGUCUUACCUGAUGAGAUGCUCUCGAGCCUUGCCAAAACAGGAAAGGCGAUACCCGAAUCAAUCAGCAUAGACCCCUCGAGAUAUCAAGAUUUGGAUAAGUUCAUUGAGGAAUUGUCUUGCAGUAGUAUCAUGGAUGACCCGAAGAAGGCGAGUAUCACCGAGACAUCAGAACCAAAGGCGAGUAUCACCGAGACAUCAGAACCAAAGGCGACCAUCACCGAGACACCAGAACAGCUGAUCUUACCUGUGAAUAAAGACUUAACUGGCUCAGGCUCGAAAGAUCAAACGGGUCUCAAGGACUGUCCUGAAGAUUCAUCAGCACCCAAUGCGUUGAUCCUCAAGUUUUCGGAUUCAGGUUUUGUUCCAACCGAAGAAAAACUGAACAUCAUAUUUAACCGUUACGGCCCGCUUAGAGAAUCUGAGACUCCGAUCAUGAAGAAAGGAAAGAGAGCCAAAGUGGUGUUCAAAAGAGGCGAAGACGCAAAGACAGCCUUCAGCAGCUCCGGGAAAUACAGCAUCUUCGGACCGUCUCUUCUAAGUUAUAGUCUCAAGUACGUUUCUCCAAAAGCCCAACAGAACAACAUCACCAAUUGA